AUGGCAGCUGCUUUGUGUCUGCAGGUUCUGUGUAGCCUGUGUGGCUGGCUAUCGCUCUACCUCUCCUUCUGCCGCUUGAAUGAGCAUCGGAGCUAUGAAUGGAGCUGCAGACUGGUUACUUUUACACACGGAGUCCUUUCCAUAGGCCUCUCUGCUUAUAUUGGAUUUAUUGAUGGUCCCUGGCCUUUUACUCACCCAGGAUCACCCAACACUCCUCUUCAAGUACAUGUUCUGUGUCUCACCCUUGGCUACUUCAUCUUUGAUCUUGGCUGGUGUAUCUACUUCCAGACAGAGGGAGCUCUGAUGUUGGCUCACCACACACUGAGUAUCUUGGGCAUCAUCAUGGCCCUGGCUCUUGGGGAGUCAGGCACUGAGGUCAAUGCUGUUCUCUUUGGCAGUGAGAUCACUAACCCAUUGCUACAGAUGCGAUGGUUCCUACGGGAGACAGGGCACUACCACAGUUUCACAGGGGAUGUGGUAGACUUUCUCUUUGUGGCUCUGUUCACAGGAGUGAGGAUUGGGGUUGGUGCUUGGCUUCUUUUCUGUGAAAUGGCCUCACCUAAGCCCAAGUGGUUUGUGAAGGCAGGUGGAGUAGCCAUGUAUGCUGUGUCCUGGUGUUUCAUGUUCAGCAUUUGGCGCUUUGCCUGGAAGAAGAGCGUCAAGAAAUACCAUGCCUGGCGUAGCGGGCGAGGCGAGGACCGACAAUUGAAAAAGAACGGACAUCUCAAAGUGCAUUAAUCAGGGCUUGUAA
Trichosurus vulpecula (common brushtail) is the source of this 751-nucleotide messenger RNA. RefSeq names its product TLC domain containing 5 (gene TLCD5). NCBI's taxonomy places the organism in Eukaryota, Metazoa, Chordata, Mammalia, Diprotodontia, Phalangeridae. Bases 1 to 738 code for a protein of 245 amino acids. Gene Ontology annotation, cellular component: membrane. The record is from RefSeq and is a predicted model, not a curated record. The transcript has 2 exons.